This is a messenger RNA of Archocentrus centrarchus (flier cichlid), 3630 nucleotides long. It is a transcript of the gene mid1, whose product is annotated as midline 1. Gene Ontology annotation, molecular function: zinc ion binding; protein binding. The transcript has 11 exons. Lineage: Eukaryota; Metazoa; Chordata; Actinopteri; Cichliformes; Cichlidae. Gene Ontology annotation, biological process: regulation of microtubule cytoskeleton organization. Gene Ontology annotation, cellular component: cytoplasm. Bases 369 to 2438 code for a protein of 689 amino acids. The record is from RefSeq and is a predicted model, not a curated record.
CUUGUUCAAAUUGCUUGUCCAUCGCACGAGGGACUAAGGAUAAACAGGAGUAGGUCGGAGCUGUUUAUUAUUUCAGCAAAAACGUGCAGAUUGAGAUAGAUUUGAGCUCAGGGAGAGAUUUCUUCUGUGUGGACUUUUGAGUCACAGACCACAGCUGCAUACUUGGAAAGUCACAUUCUGUAAAGUUCCUGCGGUGGUGGAAAGGAUACAGUGUUUCCCCGCUGAUGCCACCUGCCAAGCCGCGGAGAGGAAAUGAGAGUUUGCUGCAACUUCUGAUGUUGACCAGGGUGACCUGUUCUUCACAGACAGUCCAUAGCUGAUCAGCUUCCCUGGAUUUCGCUGACCAUCCCACUUUGUUUUGCUUGAAGAUGGAAACACUGGAGUCGGAGCUGACCUGCCCAAUCUGUCUGGAGCUUUUCGAGGACCCGCUGCUGUUGCCCUGCGCUCACAGUCUUUGUUUCAACUGCGCCCACCGAAUCCUGGUCUCUCACUGCACCCCCAGCGAGCCAAUUCAGUCCAUCAGCGCCUUUCAGUGCCCCACCUGUCGCUAUGUCAUCACUCUCAACCAGAGGGGCUUAGAGGGACUCAAACGCAACGUUACCCUGCAGAACAUCAUCGACCGCUAUCAGAAAGCUUCUUUAAGCGGACCCAACUCUCCUAACGAGACCCGGCGUGAGCGAGCCGUCCCUGACAGCACAGCCAUGACAUCUCCCUGUGACCGGGUCCAGUGUCAGUUCUGUGAGCAGGACCCUCCGCAGGAUGCUGUAAAGACUUGUGUCACCUGCGAGGUGUCAUACUGCGAGGAGUGUCUCAAGGCCACCCAUCCCAACAAGAAGCCCUUCACGGGCCACCGUCUAAUCGAGCCCUUGCUCGACUCCCAUCUGCGAGGGCUUAUGUGUCUGGAGCAUGGGGAUGAGAAGAUCAACAUGUACUGUGUGACAGAUGAACAGCUGAUCUGUGCAUUGUGUAAGCUAGUUGGCCGACACAGAGACCACCAAGUAGCAGCCCUCAGUGACCGAUAUGACAAACUCAAGACGUCUCCUGGCCGCUUUCUCUGUGUGGGGCGCGAUCAUUCGUACCAGGAGGCAGAGCAGCAAGCCUUGGAUUCCAACCUCAGCAGUCUAAUCAAGAGGACCAGUGAGUUGGAAAGUCUGAUGGGCAAACUUAUCCAAACCUGCCAACAUGUGGAGGUAAAUGCAUCGCAACAAGAAAACAAGCUGCAGGAAGAGUGUGACCUGCUGAUUAAUAUCAUACAGCAGCGAAGACAAAUCAUAGCUACCAAGAUAAAGGAGGGGAAGUCUGUGAGGCUGAGGAAGCUAGCCCAGCAGAUAGCCAGCUGCAAGCAGUGCAUUGAGAGGUCCUCCUCACUCAUCACUCACGCUGACCAAACCCUCAAGGAGACAGACCACGCUCGCUUUCUUCAGACGGCUAAAGGUAUCUGUGAGAGGGUGUCUAUGGCAACAGCAUCCUCCCAAAUCCUGUUACCAGAAAUUAACCUGAACGACACAUUUGAUACUUUUGCUUUGGACUUCACAAGGGAGAAGAAAAUGCUAGAAAGCUUAGAUUACCUCACGGCGCCAAAUCCACCAGUAAUCCGUGAGGAACUCUGUACAGCUUCGUAUGACACAAUCACAGUUCAUUGGACAUCAGAUGAUGAAUUCUCUGUUGUAUCAUAUGAGCUACAGUAUGCCAUCUUCACCAGCCAAUCUAAUGUUGUCAGUUUGUGUAAAUCUGCUGAUAGCUGGAUGAUAGUACCAAACAUCAAGCAAAAUCACUACACGGUGCAUGGACUGCAGUCUGGCACCAAGUACAUUUUCAUAGUGAAGGCCAUAAACCAGGCUGGAACCCGCAGCAGUGAACCAGGGAGACUCAAGACCAACAGUCAGCCAUUCAAAUUGGACCCAAAGUCUGCUCACCGGAAGCUGAGGAUGUCCCCUGACAACCUGACAGUAGAGAGGGAUGAGACAUCGUCCAAGAAGAGCCAUAGUCAGGACCGUUUCUCCAGUCACAGCAGCUACGGUGUCACAGGAAAUGUCUACAUUGACAGUGGCCGCCAUUACUGGGAGGCUCUGAUAGGAGGAAGCAUGUGGUUUGCAGUAGGCAUUGCUUACAAGUCGGCACCAAAACAGGAGUGGGUUGGCAAAAACUCCUCCUCCUGGGUAAUGUCUCGCUGCAACAACUCAUGGGUGGUGCGUCACAACAGUAAGGAGAUUCCCAUUGAGCCUUCGCCCCACCUGCGGCGUCUCGGGGUGUUGUUGGACUAUGAUUCCGGAUCUCUGUCUUUCUAUGAUUCCGUUGCCUCUCAGCACUUGUAUACGUUUGACAUUGACUUUGCUCAGCCAGUCUGCCCUGUGUUCAAUGUGUGGAAUAGAUGCCUAACAGUCCUGAGUGGACUGCCUAUCCCCGAUCACUUAGAGGGGUUAGACUACAACAACUGAUAAACCUGCCAUGUCUUCCUGGAUUUUCUUUUUGUAUCCAAAAAGAGACUUGAUAGUGUGCACCUUUGGAGGGGGAAAAAAUGAUUAAAAAAAAAAGCAGCAUUGGUGUGGAUUUCUAAAACUAGUUGGAGCUAUUUAAUAAAUGUAUUUCUUUGCUUUGCACAUUUAUGUACAUUUCUCUUCUGGAGGUUUUCAAGGGUUUGGUGACAAUUCCAAAUUACAAGAGAUAUUACAAGCUGGCUCCACAUUUUUUUCUACAUUCAUAUUGCACAAUUUUCUAUUCAUAUACUAUUAUAGAAAAUGGCAAAUUGUUAAGGACAUCUAUUGAGGGGACUCUUUGGCUCACAUGUUUCUGGAAAGCUGAUUUAUAGGCUGUUUGAAAUGUAACGUUUUUUUAACUUUUUUAAGUCAUAGCACUUUGACAAAGUUGCCACUAUAUUAUAAAUGUUUACUUGUCAAUGUUUGUAAGGAAAAAAAAACACUUGAAUGCAAGAUCCAAGAAUAAUAGUUAAGAACGGUUUCACUUUUUUAAAAUUCUAAUAAGAAAUAAGCCAAUUCAGGUUUUUUUUAAUGUAUUUAUUUCUGAAAAUGCGCUAGUACAGUUUAGCAUCUCGGGAAUAUUCAUCUCCUCAUUAUAACAAUUUUAAAUCAAAUCUUCAUUGCAGUUUUCACAUUUCUAUUUUUUUUUUUGACAAAAUCUAAUAAAAGUGACUACUUGUGUGACUAUCCUCCUUGUGUCAUGAAUAAUGUAAUUCACAAAUAUGUCACCAAAGCAGAUUUGGAUAGGAUGGUAAUUUAACGCAGUGUAUGCUCAUUUAUUUUAUACUUUUCAUUUAACAUUGGAAUACUUGUUUUGGAAUGCUUCUUUUUAUGAAAUGAUGACGUCCCCAUCACAAAGAAAAGUUUCAAUGUUGCUUUUCAGGACUCACUCUGACCUGCGCCGAGCCAAACACACAAUUUUUGACAAGAUUUGCCCUGACAUUUCGUUUUGUACUGGAGUAGCGUGGCUUGAAUUCUGCAGCGUCUCCUUUCAACAAAGUAGACAAGAGCAAAAAGAAAAAAAAAAAAAAAAUCUGAACUCUCCAUGACCUUCCCAUGAGACACCCUGCAGACAAAGCUGUAAUAAGUGAGCACUACCCCCCUGUAAUACCACCAGAGCUUGAUUUUGUGAUGUGUUCAGUUUUGCAUGGAA